AUGCACCGGGCAUCACAGACUCUAUGGAUGGCGCCUGCUUCUCGAGCAGUCGCAGAAGAUGGGCAAGAGUCGAUGAAAAGGCUUGCUCUCGCGCCGUUGACCUUUUUGUCUCUCAGCGGAAGCACCGCCUCUCUAGCCUCAAUCCUGGCGUCGGCAGUGGGGUUCUUGGAGGGCUAUAGCACCUCACAUUGGGAAACGGACCUAAAUUUGGCCAAAAAUUCCUCUGGUGAACUUGUUGCACACACAAAGCUCACGCUGGUUCCGUACACUCUUCGAAGAGCGCCCACGUCAGCGUUCUCCACUUCAAUGCUUGAUCCGUCUCCUUUAUCAAGCGAGAAGGCCCCUCUUGUGUCACGCAGCCUCUCCAUUUCUCAUGUCGUUGCCGAUGCGGCACCGCGCGCUUUAUCCCCUAGGGAUGUGUCGCAGCUGCAACGUUUCAAAGGCAGCUUCAAGAGCAGUGUUACUGCGGCCGAUCAUGUGGCGAACGACCUUCUUCGCACAACAGGCUCUGUGGAGGUAGCUAAAGCAGUGCUGGAGUUUUCUGCACAGGUUGGUUUGACGAUACCACGCUCGACGCUACAGGAUCUUGUGCACAGAUUGAAACACGAAGAAGCUUCCUUCGCCAGCCGCGUGUACCAGGAGUUUGCAUUCGAGGUUAACCUUGAAGCUCUCCACGAGAGCAGUCUUAUCAGUUCUCGGUGUGUACAGCAUCGUUUAGCUUCUCCGCCCAGGAAGCGGAAGGAGAGUAAACUAGAGCGGGUGCGGCGCUCCACCUCCCCAAAACGGUAG
This is a messenger RNA of Leishmania mexicana MHOM/GT/2001/U1103, 789 nucleotides long. RefSeq lists its product as hypothetical. The transcript has a single exon. The record is from RefSeq and is a predicted model, not a curated record. NCBI's taxonomy places the organism in Eukaryota, Euglenozoa, Kinetoplastea, Trypanosomatida, Trypanosomatidae. The coding region runs from base 1 to 789 and encodes 262 amino acids.